Molecule: messenger RNA, 3481 nt
Organism: Calypte anna (Anna's hummingbird)
Lineage: Eukaryota; Metazoa; Chordata; Aves; Apodiformes; Trochilidae
Gene: SLC16A3
Product: solute carrier family 16 member 3
Exons: 5
Coding region: 191-1561 (456 amino acids)
Biological process (GO): monocarboxylic acid transport; transmembrane transport
Cellular component (GO): membrane
Molecular function (GO): monocarboxylic acid transmembrane transporter activity
Source: RefSeq, a predicted model, not a curated record
CGCCCCCGCUCUGGCGUGGGAGGGGCCAGCAGACACCGAACUGCUUCGCCGGUGCGCGCGGCGGAACGCAGGCGGGCUGGGGGGAGUUUGCCUAGGCGAACGGUGACGGCGGGCAGCAGAGCGGCACGAGCACGAGCAUCCUGAGGCUAAGGCGUGGGACGUGACUCAGGGAACACUCUUGAGCUUCAUCAUGGGAGCUGUAGUGAUUGAUGAUGGUCCAUCUGGUGUUAAAGCCCCUGAUGGCGGCUGGGGCUGGGCUGUCCUUUUUGGCUGCUUUAUCAUCACAGGAUUCUCCUAUGCCUUUCCUAAGGCAGUUAGCGUCUUCUUUAAAGAACUUAUCCGGGAAUUUGGCAUUGGAUAUAGUGACACCGCAUGGAUUUCCUCCAUUCUGUUGGCCAUGCUUUAUGGAACAGGUCCUCUGUGUAGUGUAUGUGUCAAUCGCUUUGGCUGUCGCCCUGUCAUGCUGGUGGGUGGCCUUUUUGCCUCAAUGGGGAUGGUGACAGCCUCUUUCUGCACAAGCAUAAUUCAGAUCUAUUUUACUGCAGGUGUGAUUACAGGUUUGGGUCUGGCACUGAACUUUCAGCCUUCACUCAUCAUGCUAAACCGUUACUUUGACAAACGUCGUCCCUUAGCCAAUGGGCUAUCCGCUGCUGGCAGUCCUGUGUUUCUUUGCGCACUCUCACCAUUGGGGCAGAUACUACAACACGAGUAUGGUUGGAGAGGAGGAUUCCUUAUAUUAGGUGGGAUUCUGCUCAACUGCUGUGUAUGUGGAGCAUUAAUGAGGCCUUUGGAGCCACCCAAAAAGUCUGAAGCUACCAAAGAAUCACCUGAGAAGAGAGUGAAGAAAAAACUUCUGGAUUUCAGUGUGUUUAAAGAUGGUGGUUUUGUAAUCUACACACUAGCAGCAUCUAUCAUGGUGCUGGGCCUCUUUGUUCCCCCAGUUUUUGUUGUGAAUUAUGCCAAGGAUUUAGGGUAUCAGGAUACCAAAGCAGCUUUUCUUCUGACUAUUCUGGGAUUCAUUGAUAUCUUUGCUCGGCCUAUUUGUGGGAUGGUAGCUAGUCUUAAGUGGGUUAGACCACGCUGUGUCUACCUCUUCAGCUUUGCUAUGAUUUUCAAUGGCUUUACAGAUCUCAUGGGUUCUAUGUCUGUUGAUUAUACUGGCUUGGUGGUCUUUUGCAUUUUCUUUGGUAUUUCUUACGGAAUGGUAGGUGCUCUUCAGUUUGAAGUUCUCAUGGCUAUUGUUGGUACUCAGAAGUUUUCCAGUGCUAUUGGUCUGGUGCUCCUGGCAGAAGCUAUGGCUGUUCUAAUUGGUCCACCAUCGGCAGGAAAACUCUUGGAUGCAACAGGGAGGUACAUGUUUGUUUUUAUUACUGCUGGAACUGAAGUUACCACCUCAGCAUUUGUAUUGGCAUUGGGAAAUUUCUUCUGCAUUAAGAAAAAAUCAGAAGAACCACACACAAAAGAUGAAGCCAAGGUGGACUCUAUUGAAGUGGAGCAGUUUCUGAAAGAUGAGCCUGAAAAAAAUGGCAAAGUUGUAACUAACCCAGAAACAUGUGUGUGAACAUGACAGGAAGCAAAAUGUUUAGAAAAGGAAGAUUUUCAACACUAUUUAUUUUAGAAAUAGAUCUAGUUUAGGGCUGGGCCGUCUGCUUUAUUACCUGGAUGCUGGUCAGCUCUUCGGGUCUCCCUCUGGAAGCUGAUCAGCUACACAACCUUUUAUUGGAGAAUUAGCUUUAACAGUAAAAGGUGGAGUAUUUUGGUUAUACUUUUUAUGUAAACUAAACAAGCUUUUAUAAACACAAGUAGUCUUGCUAUGCAUCACCAGAAACUACUCACUUGGAAGACACAGGAAGAAUAUAUUUUAAAAAAAAGUGGAAUUAUAUGUAUGUUUUCAAACAAUAUUGGUGAAAUUGCUGCGUUGUAUGGAUAAAUAUAAUUUCCCUUUCUGUGUUCUUUGUGAAGGUGAGAGAGUUCAAGAUGGAGAAAAAUCUCAGGAACUUGAAGUUCUCCAUUUGGUUUUUGAAUUUCUUACUUUUUUAGAUUUUUAGAUUAAUUGGCUCAGCCCUAACUUACCUUUGAUGUAUCUGUUACCUUGAUUUGUGUAAGUGUAUUUCUAGGUUUUUGUCUAAACCUAUAAUCUUUGUAAUUAUCAUCUGGAAAUAUUCAAUGUGAAAACACACAUUACAGAUACUGUCCUCAGCAGAUAACACAAGUGGUAUUAUGAGGUAGUAUGAAAAGAAAAUAAAAUGAGCAGAACUGAUCCUGACAGAGCCUGUAAGCAAACAAAGUCAGCCAAUGUUUACAUACAUGGUUUUCAGUAGUUCCCCUGCAGCACUGAAAAUUAUUACAAGCAACAUAGAGAAGAUGAAUAUUAGGUUUAGUAGAGUCUUCUGAAAGAGUGCGCAUUUUAGAUAUAAAAAAACCUGUAAGUUUCCAGAUGUUAGCCACGUAGGAAGUUCUUAAUAGGGUGUUUUAUUGUUUGGUUUGGUUUUGUGGGUUGUUUUGUUUGUUUGUUUUGCUUGGGUUUUUUUGUGUUUUUUUUUUUAAUUAUUAUUUGUUUUGUUUUCUUUUUCAUUUGCCCACUUACCCAUCCUUUUGGUUAAUCUAUGGAAAAAGCUGCCAUUCUUGCUGGUUGAGAAAGCAUGAUAAUAUUGUUGAUUCCCAUUUAUGACAGCAGUACACAAGGACCAAUCAGUAACGGGGUCGGUUCUGCUACUCAUUCUGCAAACAGAGUGGGGAGUAUCUGGCCAGUCUUUAGAUUGUCUCUGAAAUUGUCAUGAGGGAAGGAGAAGAAACAGGUCAACCAAGGUAGUGACAGCAUAGCUGAAGAAACAAGGAGAGGGAAAAGAUGCAUGUGAAAACACUGAAUAGAAAAGGAAGCUAAAGGGAAGUCAAUAUGUAUUUUUUUCCACCCAAACACAUUAAAGAAAUUUAUUUUACACAAAAUUCUGCUACUGCAAUGCAUCUUUCAGGUACAUUUAUAAAAAACUCUAGAGUUUGUGACUGCAGUAACAAUCUUCAGAACAGACCAAUUGUAAAAGAUUCUGUUUUCUUGUUGGUAGCAAAGGAUUACUGGCUUUCAGAUGCCAAAACUGUUUUGCAUAAUAACUGAAAACUAAAACACCUUAAUCCCUUAAAACUUUUUUAAAGAGUUUUAAGAGUUUUUUAAAGAGUGUACCUUUUUAAAAAUAACACCAUUAGUUUCAUACUCAACCAUUUUAACAGAAACAUACAGUAAAUCCAACAAAGUGCCAAAACCACGAACCAUUCCGUAAUGGAAUGGUAUUUCAGAUACUCGCCUCCAUUCUGGUAAUUUCUUCAAAAUGGUUUUGCAUUGUUAGGACAAUUGCACAGAAAUUGAAAAGUUAGGAUCCUGACAGGUGUUGUUUGUUUGUUGUUUGUUUGUUUUGAGGUUGUGGGGUUUUUUUUAUUUUUAUUUUUAAAAAGAAAUCGAUGCUGCACUGAAUAAACUGUUUAUUUU